AUGAAUGAGUUUACGUUGUUCGCUAACACGAUCGACGGACAGUCGUCCACAGGAUGUCGAGUAACCCAUGGAGUUGAUCCCUCAACAAAAACGAAGCUCUGGGACGUUCCAGUAGCAUCCGCUCAGGAUGUCGACGAAGCCGUGUCGGCUGCGCGGGCUGCGUUUGCCGGUUGGUCUGGAACAACGUGGAGCCACCGCCAAGAGCUGAUCCUGGCAGCGCGACAAGUUCUCCAGGGCACCAAAGCCAAGAUGGCAACAUUGCUCACGAAGGAGAGUGGAAAACCGGAGCCUUUGGAGGAUAGGGUUAUUCAGGAUGACGACGAGCUCUUGUUAACCCUUCAUCAGAGGCCCGUGGGUGUCGUGGUAGCGAUAUGCCCCUGGAAUUACCCCUUGGUCUUGGCCAUGGGGAAGAUCGCCGCCGCCCUUAUCACUGGCAACUGCGUCAUUGUCAAACCAUCUCCGUUUACACCAUACUCCAUUCUCAAAUUUGUGGAAUUAACACGGGAUAUCUUCCCGCCCGGUGUGCUCCAGGCUCUCAAUGGCGAUGAUACCCUUGGCCCUGCGCUCUGCAGCCAUCGGGGAAUCGACAAGAUAAGCUUCACUGGAUCCAUUGCCACUGGUAAAAAGAUUGCCGAAACAGCGGCGAAGACUCUUACACCGGUGACUUUGGAGCUGGGUGGGAAUAGCGCCAGCAUUAUCUGUCCUGAUGUGGAUCCGGCUGUUGUGGCGCCGCAAGUUGCCGUCGGAUCCUUUCUCAACUCAGGUCAGCUUUGCGUAGCCAGCAAGAGGGUAUACGUCCACGAAGAUAUUUAUGACGAGUUCCUCAAAGCAAUGGUCGAGAGUGUGAAGCAAUGGAAGGUUGGCCCAACCUCAGGCCUUGAGGCCGGAAUCAUGCUCGGGCCUAUUCAGAACGAGAUGCAGUAUAAUAUUGUGCAGCGUUUCUUCCACGAUGCCUCGCAGAAUGGAUAUACGUUUGCGUUAGGAUCCCAUCAGCAGGAGGGCUCAGCGAAUAGUUUUCUCAUCAAGCCUGCCAUUAUUGACAACCCCCCAGACCACGCGCUCGUGGUUACGGGCGAAGCUUUCGGCCCUAUCGUCCCCCUCAUGAAAUGGAAGGACGAGGAUGACGUUAUUCGGCGCGCCAACGACACCAUCACCGGGUUAGGUGGUGCAGUUUGGUCAAACGACAUUGACCAAGCAAAACGACUUGCCGAUCGCAUCGAGGCAGGCACGAUUUGGAUUAAUAGCGCCGAAAAGCCUCUUCCUCAGGCACAUUUUGCUGGACACAAAGAAAGCGGCCUGGGUGGAGAAUGGGGUCGCGAGGGUCUGUUCCAGUACUGCAGACCCAAGGUAGUCCACUGUUACAAGGCGAAACCUGUCGCGGGUGGGAAGUAG
Scedosporium apiospermum is the source of this 1392-nucleotide messenger RNA. RefSeq lists its product as uncharacterized. NCBI's taxonomy places the organism in Eukaryota, Fungi, Ascomycota, Sordariomycetes, Microascales, Microascaceae. The transcript has 3 exons. The coding region runs from base 1 to 1392 and encodes 463 amino acids. Gene Ontology annotation, molecular function: aldehyde dehydrogenase (NAD+) activity. The record is from RefSeq and is a predicted model, not a curated record.